UACUAUCUCGUACGAACUUUUCUUGACGAGUUGAAAUACAAAAAUGUUUACAAGUGCUGCGGUUACUUGUCUUUCAGCGCUGCAACAAAAUACGCAUCAACACAACAGGAGCGCGCGAAACCUGUUCGGCCGGCAAUGACCUAGUUCGAAUGCGUCCUCGUGAUCAUUUGCUGGCGUGCCUUCAAACAAGAUGAUUCUGUUUGCGCUGUUCCAAGCCACCCUCGUUCUGGAGCUGUUUCUUUUCCUCUUCUUUUUCUUCCCGACCGUUGUGGUUUACGAGAAGCUGACGUCCAGAUUGAGUAAAAACAACGCCCUGGGCGUUUGGAUUGGUUCCUGUACUGUUGAUGAUAAUUGUGGGGUGUGCAAGGACAUGACAACUGAAGGCGGUACAAUUGAAUCGCCAAACUUUCCAAACGACUACAGCUCCGAUUUGAAAUGCUUGUACACAAUCGAGUCACCGACGGACACUAAAAUCGAAUUGACUUUUACCCAAUUCAUUGUGGAAAAUUGUUGUGAUUUCAUCACGGUAUUUGAUGGCGAAAGUGACCCUCUCCAAAUCGCUCUUAACGGCUACCAAAUACCACAAGUAACAACAUCAACAGCCAACAAAAUGACAAUAAAAUUCACGACAAACGGCGACAACACGCUGAUACUGCCCGCCAAUUUAAGUCCCGGACGAUGGCAAGCGAAAUACAAGUUCCUAGCGAUAGAGAGCCGCAUGACCGUUCCUUUAGAAAACGCAACAAUUGCAGAACUAUACUUGCAGCUGCUCGGGUUUAUGCUGGUGUCUUUCCCAAUCCUUGCCGUAACGAAUGGCAUUUCCUCCAAGACGAAAAUCGACAACUUACUGGAAAAGAUCGACAAUGUCAUUGCUGACCGAGCUUGUAACAUUACAGCGGGAUGUGGUGAGUGCCGAACGAUAACGGACGACGGCGGCAUGAUAGCAUCUCCAAAUUUCCCGAACGAAUACGAUCCGAAUUUGAAUUGCUUGUACACGCUGAAAGCGCCACUGGGAAUGAAAAUUCGGUUAACAUUCACAGAGUUUCACGUGAAAAAAUGCUGUGAUUUCAUAACAGUGUUUGACGGUUUGGCCAAUCCACUUCAAGUCGCGAUGAACGGUGAAGAUAUUCCAUCUCCAGUGAUGUCACCAUCUAACCGGAUGGCCAUCAAAUUCACCACAAGUGUUGACCAUGCCUUGGUUAAUGGAACAAAGGAUACAGAGCCUGCGCGAUGGCAAGCGAUCUAUACCUUCGUCUGAACAUUCCUAGUGAAAACAAAUUAAACAAACGAAUUUAAAAAAACUUGUAUAAAAAUGUGUGCAACUUCCUAUCGAGUAAAUUUGUGCCCCUUCUUGUCAUGGAACACUCGAAUCUCCUUUUUAAAAAAGUGUGUUUUAAAUUAAUUUUUUUUUUUGGUGGUAAAUACAAAUAGUUAAGGCAAUA
Molecule: messenger RNA, 1442 nt
Organism: Daphnia magna
Lineage: Eukaryota; Metazoa; Arthropoda; Branchiopoda; Diplostraca; Daphniidae
Product: dorsal-ventral patterning tolloid-like protein 1
Exons: 8
Coding region: 191-1258 (355 amino acids)
Source: RefSeq, a predicted model, not a curated record